UAGUUGCAGGUGACUACGUACAUACUAGUGUUUUAUAAAUAGAGCCAGUAGAAAGAUUAUACGAAUGCUACGUGGGUCAAUGUCAUCCUUUGAACUUUGCAGUCAAAUGUCUAUAUAGAAAUGAUUAAUUAACGAGAGAAGCUCCAGAAAUUAUCCCUUCCCAACGCAUUCCGCGGGGAUUGAUAUUGAUAUUUGUCAAACUUUGCAGUCAAACAUGUUUGUUGUCACAGAAACUGGGUAGCAGAUUGGGUUAUCUUCAUUAUUCAACGUCUGAUUCCUUUCCUCUGGUUCAUCGAUUCGUUACUGCAUCAUGAGUUUCAAAUUGUCCUUCCUUCUGUUGAUGAAUGUAUUUAUUGUUAUUUUCUUCUUCGCUGUAAGAAAAUCCCUUGCGGCGGAGGAAGAUUACUUUACAAUCUGCAGCGUCUCCAGAAAUUGUGGUAGGCUCAACAUAAAGUUCCCAUUCUUCAUUCUGGAGCAGGACUCUGCAUGUGGUUAUCCGGGAUUCAACAUCUCCUGCAGAAACAACACACAACCAAUUCUUAGCUUUCCUGACGGCGACUAUGUCAUCCAUGAUAUCUUUUAUCAGAAUCAAUCUUUUCGCGUGUCAAAAGACAUCGCUUUUGCUAGAGAUGCGGUUUGCAGCCAUUCAAUCUCAAACAUUUCCUUUCCUGAAGACCGGUUUUAUCUCCCCUCAGACCAAAGACAAAUAUUUUUGCUCUUCAAUUGCGACUUAACCUUAUUGACCAGGGAACUUUCACAGUCCAAGGUUAAUUGUUCUGCUGAAGCUAAUACAACGUUGGCACUGUUUAAUAACGAUCCUAUGCAGUAUUUUGCUUCAGAAAUGUGUAAUAACACGGUGGUGGCGCCUGUGGCUACAUCAUAUGAAGGAGAGGGAAGUAUCGAAGAUAUAUUGAAUAGAGGAUUUGUAUUGAAUUGGAUAGCGAGCAACUGUAGCACUUGCGAGGCAAGUGGUGGAAAGUGUGGAUUUGAUUACAGUACCUACCAUUUCAAGUGCUUUUGCCCGGAUAGACCUCACGCUUGGUACUGUCCUCCUGGAAAUGAUUCUACUGGUUUUGUUAUUAAAGUUGCAACAGCUUCUUCAGUUGCUGGAGCAGUAGUGUUAAUUCUUCUUGUCGUCUGCUUGAUCAAAAGAUUCUCAUUCAAGGAUGGAACGGAAGGAGAUAAGAAAAUUGAAGCCUUCCUAAAGGGCCAUGAAUUCCAAACACCCAAAAGGUAUAGAUAUUCAGAUAUCAAGACUAUGACGAACUCAUUCCGGGAUAAAUUAGGUAAAGGAGGCUUUGGGGAUGUUUACAGAGGCAAGCUGCCAGAUGGACGACAAGUUGCAGUGAAGAUUUUGAAUAAAUCAAAAGGCAAUGGGGAAGAAUUUAUGAAUGAGGUAGCAAGCGUUAGCAGAACUUCCCAUGUCAAUGUGGUCAGUCUUUUGGGCUUCUGUUUUGAGGGUCGCCGGAGGGCUCUCAUCUAUGAGUUCAUGAAAAAUGGAUCACUCAACAAGUUCAUAUUUCAAGAGAAGGAACAACGUCAAUUAAAGUGGGAAACUUUGUACCAAAUUGCAGUUGGCAUAGCUAGAGGGUUAGAAUAUUUGCACCGUGGCUGUAACAUGCGCAUUCUGCAUUUUGACAUCAAGCCUCACAACAUUCUCCUAGAUGAUGAGUUCCGUCCAAAGAUAUCUGAUUUUGGUCUUGCAAGAUUGUGUCCCGAAAAAGAAAGUGCCAUAUCCAUGACAGGUGCGAGAGGAACUGCCGGAUAUAUUGCUCCUGAAGUAUAUUCAAGGAAUUUUGGAAGAGUGUCUCACAAAUCCGAUGUCUAUAGUUAUGGAAUGAUGAUUUUGGAGAUGGUUGGGGGUAGACAAAAUAUUAAUGUGGAAGUUGAUCAUACAAGUGAAAUAUAUUUUCCAUAUUGGAUUUAUAGUCGUAUAGAGUUGGAUGAAGAUUUAGGAUUACAGGGUGUUAUGGAUGAAGAUGAUCGAGAAAGAGUAAGAAAGAUGAUAAUUGUGAGCUUGUGGUGCAUACAAACUGACCCAUCAAAUCGCCCACCGAUGAGUAGAGUGGUAGAAAUGAUGGAAGGGAACAUUGAUUCCCUCUGCAUCCCACCCAAGCCUUUCUCAUCGUCACCUCCAAGAUCUCCACCUGCAAAUCCUGAAGUACAACCGGUAUCCUGACAUUGUUCUUCCAUUCAAGUAUUGGAAAGGGAAGAUCCAAGUGCUAAGACAUGAAGGACUGUGAAUGAUGUCGCAUAUUCUUAUGUUUCAUUUCUGUAGAAUUCUACAGAAAAAUGCACCACAUAGAAUAAUUCUAUGGAAAAAUGAAUUACAUAUAAAUUUUAUUGAUUGUAGAAUCUAAAAGUACUAACUCCAAUAUUCAUACCAGAAAAAAGAGAAGACCUCAAAUGCCGUCAUUGAAACUCCUGAUGAGAUAAUAUACUAGUACUCUGAAAUCACCAGCCACCCAAAAUCAUAAAGAAAACAAAUCUGCAGAACGGCCGAUGAAGAUUGCAACGGGGGAUAAGAAUGCAUGGAGUAAUUUACUCCUAUUCUAAAGAUUAUACUCCACAGGUUUUCGUUCUAACAAAAUAUCAGGCAUUAUUCUAUUGAUGAAUAUUUGUUGUCAUAACAGCUUGGCAUCAGCUAAUUGACCAACUUUCCAAUAACCACGAAUUAGAAUUGAAAAUGAAACUACGGAAAGUAAUAAAUGUCUAUCUACAGUACAAUGGAAUUCAUGUCAUGCUUCCAACAUUAAUUUUUGUCUGCCAAAGCUAUCAAUGAGGACGCUAUAACUGAAAACAUUAGUCGCUAUAAUACAUACAAUCUUAAAUUAAUCCACAAACAAAAAUUGGCUAAAAAGCGCAACUGCAGCAAAAUGGAGCCUAAAUGUUUUCAUUUAUAG
Molecule: messenger RNA, 2903 nt
Organism: Durio zibethinus
Lineage: Eukaryota; Viridiplantae; Streptophyta; Magnoliopsida; Malvales; Malvaceae
Product: LEAF RUST 10 DISEASE-RESISTANCE LOCUS RECEPTOR-LIKE PROTEIN KINASE-like 2.1
Biological process (GO): protein phosphorylation
Molecular function (GO): ATP binding; protein kinase activity; polysaccharide binding
Source: RefSeq, a predicted model, not a curated record